Lonchura striata (white-rumped munia) is the source of this 3357-nucleotide messenger RNA. NCBI's taxonomy places the organism in Eukaryota, Metazoa, Chordata, Aves, Passeriformes, Estrildidae. The record is from RefSeq and is a predicted model, not a curated record.
CCUGUCUCAUCCGUCCUAGAAUAAUAAAAAUAUAAAGCGGGCAGGGCGCGGGAGCCCGCGGCAUCCCCGGCACGGGGGAGUGCGUGUGUGUGCGCGGGGGGCGCCCCGCCGCCCCGCCGCCCCCCGCCGCACCGCAGCGUGCGGGCGGCGAGCGCGAUGCGCCCCGCGCUCGGCUCUGCGGAAUAGCGCGGCCGCCGCUCGCCCUCCGCGGGCUGGGGGCGCACGGACCCGACCGCUGGCCAUUCCCUCUUGAUGUCCAUGAAUGCAAACACCAUGAUUUUCAUGAUCCUGGGCGCCUCUAUCGUUAUGAGUUGACCCGAUGCCUUGGUUGUGGGCUCUUACAGGCAAUAGCUUGCUUGAUGGACAUGAAUGCGUUGUUGGACAGAUUUCACAAUUACAUCCUACCGCAUCUCAGAGGGGAGGACCGAGUUUGUCACUGCAACUGUGGAAGGCACCACGUGCAUUAUGUCAUCCCCUACGACGGGGACCAGUCGGUGGUGGACUCCUCGGAGAAUUACUUUGUGACUGACAACGUCACCAAGCAGGAGAUCGACCUGAUGCUGGGGCUGCUGCUGGGCUUCUGCAUCAGCUGGUUCCUGGUGUGGAUGGACGGGGUGCUGCACUACGCCGUGCGCGCCUGGCGGACCAGCCGGCGCUAUGACAACUCCUGGUCCUGGAUUCCCAAAUUCUGCAACCUGAAGGAGCUGCGGAAGCGCCACCACCGGCAGUACGAGGAGGCCACCGGGAACAUGGUGCACAUCAAACAGAAGCUCUACCACAACGGGCACCCCAGCCCGCGGCACCUCUGAGGGAGCGGGACCGCGGCCGGCCUCUGCGCACCCAAGGGACUCCUCAUCCUCCUGGGGAACAGCCUCCGCGUCGCUCCCGGGCCAGCUUGAGCGCGCGGAUUUUCGGGAUCCAUCCCAGGUGGACACGCCACGAUGCACAACUCGAGCCACUCCUGGAUGCUCUGCAGCCAAGGCUUUGCACUGUGUUCCACAUUUUAUUGUCAGACUCGUGUAAAUAUGUAAAAAAAAACCAAAAAAAAAGAGAGAGAGAGAAAAGAGAUUUGCAUUAUACUUUCAACCCCCCCACUCCUCCAUUUUCCUGGCUGCUGGGAAUGUUGGAUGGAGGUGGGACAGCGGCGAGAAGAUGCAGAGUGUCUCCUCCAGGAGCUCCGGCCCCCCAGAGUUUCUCUGCUCGUGGCCUGGCGGGUCUCAGGUUUGGAUGGGGGCAGGCACGGUGUCCCCUGCUCGGGAUUUUGCUCUGGGAGCUGCCGGGGGGGAGGAAGGGCUGGAAUUGCUCCGGGGUUUGGUGUUUGCUGCCCACUGAAACUGCCUUAAGCAACCCCAGCUCCGAGCCAGGGCGGUGGGGCUGGUGCUGCUGCUUUGGUGGCACCGCUGGUGGCACCGCUGGUGGUGGCAGGGCUGCUGGCCUUCACUAGAGGAGGGUGGGAUGUGUCAGAUCGGAUUAAAACACCCCAAAACCCCAGAGUGGAGCACAAAAGGAACCCUGAGAAGGUUGAGCCUGGUUAAAACACCCCCAAAACCCCAAAAAAUCCCAGAGAGCAGCACAGAGGAGAUCCCCAGCAGGGUGAGCCUGGUUAAAACAUCCCAAAAACCCCAAAAACCCCAAAGUGCAGCACAGAGGAGAUCCUCAGCAGGGUGAGCCUGGUUAAAACAUCCCAAAACCCCAAAAACACAGAGAGCAGCACAGAGGGAGCUAUGAGAAGGUUGAGCCUGGUUAAAACAUCCCAAAACCCCCAAAACCCCAAAGUGCAGCACAGAGGGAGCUAUGAGAAGGGUGAGCCUGGUUAAAACCCCCCAAAACCCCAAAAACCCCAGAGUGGAGCACAGAGGGGGCCCAGAGCAGAGUGAGCCUGGUUAAAACACCCCAAAACCCCAGAGCAGCACAGAGGAGAUCCUCAGCAGGGUGAGCCUGGUUAAAACACCCCAAAACCCCAGAAACCCAGAGAACAGCACAGAGGGAGCUAUGAGAAGGUUGAGCCUGGUCAAAACACCCCAAAACCCCAAAAACACAGAGAGCAGCACAGAGGGAGCCCAGAGCAGGGUGAGCCUGGUUAAAGCACCCCAAAACCCCAAAAACACAGAGAGCAGCACAGAGGGGGCCCAGAGCAGGGUGAGCCUGGUGAAAACCCCCCAAAACCCCAAAGUGCAGCACCGAGGUGGGGCCCUGAGCAGCCUCACUCCUGCUGCACAUCCAGCACCCCUUUUUUGUGGGGCUGGGCUUGUGGCACACGGAGACACCAACCCCAAAUUCCCCUCCAGACGUCCCAAAUGUCCCCAAGGCCGAGUCACACCGUGAGGAUGCUCCCAAUAGUUUUGCAUGCGCUGCUUUGGGUUUUGAGGGCUGGAUGGGAUCAAGGCUCUGAAAGCAGAGUCCCCAAAAAACCCCAAAACCUCCUUUAGGGCCAGCAGAGGGGCCUGGAGGAGCUGUAGGGCCAGGGGGUGUCUGGUGUCCUGCUCCUGGCUGGGCAGGGGACAGGAUUUGCUGGCAGGGAUAAAGGAGGGAAAUCUCACCCCCAGGAGUCUGAGAGCCCUGAGCCCUCAGCACUUCCCCUCCUGCCACAUUUUGUGUCCAGUGGGUUGCUGCAAAAAUGGGGAAAACACCCAGAACUGAAGGAUGCUGAGCAUUGCCAGAAAAAUCUCUUUUUUUUUUUUUUUCUUUUUUUUAUUAUUUUUUUUUCCAUUAAUUCCUUGGCACUCUCAGUGGAAAGGACACCACAACUCCUGCUCUCCCCUCCCUGCUCCAGUUUCUGUGUCUUGGGGUUGUUUUGUUCAUUUUCUAUGCCCACUUCAGUUAAUUACAAGCCCCCAAAACUGCCCAAAUAUUCCCAUUUUUCUGCCAUUCCCACUUUUGUUAUUCCCUAGUGCCUCUUGUGUUGGAGCCCCAGGUUCUUUCUGGACCUGAAUCAUUGCCUGGUCCAUAUUUGUGUCUGUUUGUCUGUAAUUCCUGGCUGGGAUGUCCAAAAUUCCUCAGGAUCUAAGGAAUGACUUUUCCUUGAGCAGCCUCCUGGCAGGGAAGAGCAGGGACUGUGUUAUCAACAAGUGGGGACAGCAUUUUGUAGGGGAGAAAAUUCCAUUGGGAUAAAAAAACCAAAUAUUGAGUCCCUGGAACUGGUUAUGUAAAAAAAAAAGGGGGAGAAAAAGCACUUUAAAAGGAAUUUUCCUACUGAUCUAAACUCAGACUGAAUGUAAAGCCUGGCUCUGCUCUAGCAGCUGAGCUUGGCUGAAAUAUUAAAAAUGAAACAGCUGGAAAGGGUGGGGUGAUGGCUCACACCUGUUAAGUUUGAUCUGGCUGAUCCAUGGCAAAAUUCCAUAAAAAUUUGAGGCUCUG